Messenger RNA from Paramecium tetraurelia, 1404 nucleotides. RefSeq lists its product as uncharacterized. The record is from RefSeq and is a predicted model, not a curated record. Lineage: Eukaryota; Ciliophora; Oligohymenophorea; Peniculida; Parameciidae. The transcript is spliced from 4 exons.
AUGUCCGAAAUCGAAGAAUUAACCAAAUAGAAGCAAGUCUUAGAGGCUUAAUAAGCACUUCUUGAGAAUUGGGUUGUUCUAAAGAAGAACUUGUCCUCAAAGUUCAAGAAUCCAUCAGAAGCAUUUAAAUGUUUAGUGAAGGGCAAUGCUUCAGAAUUGACAAUUUAGGAUUUUGAUGAUUAUGCCAAAGGAAUCAAUCUUAAUGAAUUAUUUAAGGAUUAACAUUUAAAUGAAGAAACCUUUGUUAAAAUAUGGGAAUCAUGGGAAUUUAAUUAUAAAGCCAAUUAACAUAAACUAUAGAUGAUAGAUGAAAAGUUAGAAGUGCUUGUAAUCUUGGAAGAUAAAGAUGCCAAGAUGUUUAAGGGAGAUUCCAAUAAAAAAAAGUUAAUAGUAUCUUAGAUAUAAGGAUGUGAAAAUCUUGAAGAUUUGCAUAAAAAGUUAGGUGAAAUGGUUUAAAAUAACACUAAUUAAAAAUAAAAAGAUGGAGUGGCUCCUAAUGAAAGUGAUGUUUUCUCUUAAUUCUUGGCAAAAAAGAGUUAGAUCUAAUUUAGUGAGUUAUCAAUUAGUAAAAUGCAAACUAAAUUGGCAGAAAUCCCAUAAUAAGGAGAGUCAUCUGAUAGUGCAUAAAAAUAAAAGCUUGAAUAACCAUUAGUUGAAAGUUAAAUUAUCGUAAUUGGGAAAGUGACAUUGCCUAAGAAAAGCUAUUUAGAUUCAUAGAAUAGCAUCAUUCAUAAGCGCGGUAACUAUUCCACAAAUCAAUCCAAAACAUUCAUCAAUGAUUCAAAUGCUAUCAAAAUAGUAUCUCCAAAAGUCGCACGUCCAAAGGAUCAACUCAUAAGUCCUAAGAAUUUCUAAUAGCCAUCAAAUUUUGAUGAGAAUGAUUAAAUUAGAAGAUCAUAAAAAUCUAAAAAAUUAAAAGGAGACUUGCAACAUUACAUUGAAGACCUAUUUCAUGGAGACCAUCAUUAGAAAAACCCAUAUGAAAUUCAAACCAAAGGCUUAUAAGGUUUUAAUUAUAAAAAGAAUUUAAAGACAGUUCAACACAGAAUAGAGCUAAGACCCACUGAGUCUGUUGAGUCUCACAAUAUACAAAAAAGAGUGUAAAAUAUUAGACACAAGUUAGAUGAAUAUUAAAAUAAAAGAACCAGAAGAUAAUCUCCUCAAAAACCUUACACAUCAGGAAAUACAUUAACCAAAACUGAUAUUACUCCUGAGAGAAGAUACUCUUAAAGCAGAUCAAGCCCAUAUACUCCAGGAAAUGUUCAUAGAUUAAAUGUAGACAGAUUGAAGUAAGAGAAGGAUGCUACUUAAAAAUAAAAUUCAGAUAAAAAACCAUAAAAUAAUGAAGAAGAUGACAUCCCCUAAAAAGGUUUAGAUAGAUAAAAGGCUUUUAUAUCUGAUUGA